This is a messenger RNA of Coffea eugenioides, 683 nucleotides long. Its product is annotated as NADPH:quinone oxidoreductase-like. Gene Ontology annotation, cellular component: cytosol. Gene Ontology annotation, molecular function: oxidoreductase activity; FMN binding. The record is from RefSeq and is a predicted model, not a curated record. Lineage: Eukaryota; Viridiplantae; Streptophyta; Magnoliopsida; Gentianales; Rubiaceae. The transcript has a single exon. Bases 1 to 597 code for a protein of 198 amino acids.
AUGCGUUCACCUGGGGACGGUUCAAAUUCAAACAGCCGUUUCCCCCCAUUUCACUCCCUACAAAUAGGGGUCACCAGAUUUCUUCCAACUCUAUUUGUCAUUUUCCUUACUUCACGCAUUUUCUUACUUCCAAAAGUUCCCGCGGCAAGACUUCCGGCCAACAGUGUCCAGAUUCCGGUGGUUCUUUCAUCUUUUCCCAUUCCAAUUACCAGUAAGUUUUUUCCUUCCUCUUUCCAAGCAGAUAGCGUUCUUUUUGCUUCGCCAGACUACAACUAUUCUGUCACUGCACCUCUGAAAAAUGCUAUCGAUUGGGGAUCAAGACCCCCCAAUGUUUGGGCUGAUAAGGCUGCUGCACUUGUAGGUGCUGCCGGAGGUACUGGUGGGGCUCUUCAACAGUAUCAUGUCCGCCAGAUUGGAGUCUUUCUUAAUCUUCAUUUCAUCAAUAAGCCUGAGUUUUUCCUCCGGAGGCCUUUAGUUCCGCCCCAGAAGUGUGAUGAAGAUGGUAACUUGAUCGAUGGGGAAGUCAGAGAGAGGUUGACAGAGGUUCUUUUGUCUUUAUAUGCAUUUACCUUGAGACUCCAGGGCAAGUCUAAAUGAUAUAUAUGCUGUGUUUACUUUCUUCUUCUAGUCUGCUAGCACGUCAUUUCACUCGGUCUAAUGAAUAAAAUUUGAUUCUUUCAUCA